Molecule: messenger RNA, 3626 nt
Organism: Paramormyrops kingsleyae
Lineage: Eukaryota; Metazoa; Chordata; Actinopteri; Osteoglossiformes; Mormyridae
Gene: sdf2
Product: stromal cell-derived factor 2
Source: RefSeq, a predicted model, not a curated record
UGCCUAUGAUUGCAACGUUGCGCGUCUGGGGCAAUAGAGCGAGCUGACAGUGGUGACCGGGAUGGAUGGCCGAAGUUGCACAUUACGCCUUCUGCGGAACAGCAUUCUGCUCUCCUGCUUGUGGUCUCUAUCUUCUGGUACCGAGAUUAGUUUCGUGACGUGCGGAUCGGUGGUUAAACUGCUGAACGUCAAACACAACGUAAGACUGCAUUCCCAUGACGUACGGUAUGGUUCGGGUAGCGGGCAACAGUCAGUAACUGGAGUGACCGCCGUGGAAGACAGCAACAGUUACUGGAGCGUGCGGGGUGUAAGGGGUGCUGCGUGCUUGCGGGGAACCCCAGUACGAUGCGGACAAACUAUUCGUCUGACACACCUCAAUACUGGGCGCAACCUGCACAGCCACUACUUUGCAUCGCCACUGUCCUCGAAUCAGGAGGUGAGUGCUUUUGGGGAGAAUGGAGAGGGAGACUCCCUGGAUGAGUGGACGGUGCUGUGCGGCGGCUCACUGUGGCGGAGAGAAGAGUCAGUACUCUUCAGGCACACCACCACAGAGGCUCUGCUGUCUGUCACAGGCGAGCAGUACGGGCGACCCAUCCACGGGCAACGGGAGGUUCACGCCAUGUCUGCUGCCAGCCAGCACAGCUACUGGAAGGUCAUGGAGGGCAUUUUCAUGAAGCCCAGUGAUAUGCCCGGACCUAGGAAUGGCAAUGGCCCAGUCCAUACUGAAUUUUAACUGCCAACCCCCUCCCACUGCGCUCUCAAUCGCGGGUGGCAAAGAGGGGUGUGUACAAGUGGCAGGCCGAAACACUACACCUUAAAGACCUAGUAUCAGUUUAUGGUCCAGUCCUAGUGCCUUGGUCACCUUAUCAAGGCAGGUGGCCAUAGGUUUACCCAGCCCAGGUUAACCAGGUUUAACCAUUUGUUUCGUGUACUGUAAGUGUAGAAGGCAUCAUGGGAUUUGCAAUUGGGUUUGGCCCCCUUGGUAUUAGUAGAGCUUUGGAAAGUUCUAGAUCUGAAGUCCAAUCCCACUUUGCCUCUGGUUUGCCUCUGUCAUGGAACUCCUGGAAUCCUGGAUGAGAAGCAGACUCUGCUUUCUAAUGCCUUUUUGCCCCAUAGAAUUGUGGCAGAAACACCUCAGAGAGCUAUAUUCGCAACUGUUAUGAAUUUAGGCAGUGGUUUUCACAAAGUUCUUUUAUUUUUGUGAUGUCCCUCUUAGUAUUUUCAUGGAUUUGCCAUUGAAAUGAUUUAUAAAACAUAUUUAAUAAUCCAUGAGAUUGGAAAUUUGAUGCACAUUUGUUCUUCGGUUUACAUUCAUUUGUAAAACUAAAUAUGCUAUAUUUUUCUGAGAAGUGGCUUUAAUACAGAUCCAUUGUGGACUGUUUUUAGGUCCCUGGACAGGAUCCAAAGGCCAUUUUUCUAUGUGUCAAAGGGUUGAAUAAGCAAAAUACACCAUUUGUUUAUGAUUGUAUUUGGUAUUUCUGGUGCACAGUUUUCGAUGUUUUGGAAAAUCUCCCAAUUACCUAUCCAUGGAGGUUGGUUGUUUAAUCAACAGGGGGUUAGAGUCUUGUUUACAGUGCUGCUUCAUUAAUGUUAAAAGAAGCACAACAUUAAGACCAGUUCACUAUGACCUUUACACAACACACAGUAUUAUUGUAAAAGCCAGGAAAAACUACAUGUUUCUCUGCAUAGUGGCCCAAUUCAAUCCAGCCGUUUCAGACAAUCACACCCAAAAGCAGAUCCCUUCUCCUUCAUUCGGCCUGGCGGUUGCAUUGAUUUGGGUCCCUGGCUUUGAUGGGAAGUUGAUGUAGCCUUCAGCUUGGUCUGCAUGCGAAGCAGAAAAUGUAAAUAAUACCUCAGAAAAAUGUUUUUUAGCCUUUAUUAAAUGUUUUGACUCUGAAACAGCCCCAUUUUUUUUUUUUUUUUUUUAGAAAAUGGAAGACAGAAAAUUUCGAGUCACAUAUGUGUGAGCCUUUAUGAAUUACUGAAUGUAAUCAUCAGUUAGUUCAGUUGAUAGGAAUCCCCAAAGCAAUUACAAGGACUUGAUGUAAUUUAACCUUUACCAAUGGCGUAGAUUUGGGUAUGGAUGGUAGGGACGUGUCCCUGUCAAUAUUGUGGGAGAAUCGUGUAUGUUUAUGAUAGCGGGAGGUACGGAGUUGAUUUGCUCUAUACCGAUGUUGAAACCAAAAAAACGCCCUUGAUCUUUACAAACCUAUUUCCUUUGUCAUUGCGUGCUUCAUCAGCUUGGUUUAAUAUAUAGAAAUACUAAUCUAAGAUGUUGGUCGUAUACCAUCAAGGACUUUUGGAAUUUUAAAUUCAAGGAUCAUGCUCGGUUCUGGGAAUUCUAGCGUAAGGGAUAACGGUGCGGUUCAAGGCAAUUCAUAAACAGUGUUUCAGCGCCCCCUUGUGGAAGCAAUCUAUAUUCAAAUUAGGCCUAAAGUGUAUACAGUAUUCCCAUUCCCAAACAGUUAACAUAAAAUUUAUCUGCAUUACAAAUUGGUCACAGAUAAAUUAGAGCAUUUAAACGGGAUUGAAAAGGAAUUAAAGUAAAAGGGUCGGGGCAGGAUAUAGCUGAUAACCUGCCUAAGCAAAGUAAAAAAACGCGAACUAAUUGUGUAGUGAGCAAUCUAAGCGGUGACGUAACUGGAAGAGUAAUAUGCAGGGGAAAAUAAAACAGCAUUUUUUACGGUAGUCAUUUUCACAUAGAAUUGAUGUGUUGGUUCGCGUGCACUGUAGUAGCAAAGUGACGCCACUGAUCCUCGAACUCAAACUGCUUUGCAGUUAAAGGGGUGAUAUUUUUAUGUUGCGGUUCGCCGGUCUGCGUUUGAAGUCCCCAUAAACGGGGAAUUUCAUUCUAAGUGAGCCAGCGCCAAAGUGAGUCCUCCGGGAAGGAGGUGAGAUGUGACAGCACAUCGCAUAUUUCAGUAAGACUCACAAAGCUCUGACAGCAUCGAGUAAACUGUAAUCUCUGCGGUAAUGGGCACGAACUUUUAAAGUUAUUCGGUCAAAUUUCACUGGGGAAUCUUUUCUCGGACCUUUUUCUAGGGUAAUUAAUUACUGCAGUAAAUGAUCCCGUUAAAUCAUCCGUCCGUCUCAAGUCUCAUUUUCUGGCCAGGGUCGCCAAUCCAGUUAUAACAAAAAUUACUUUUGAUCAACUAAGCAAACAAUUCUUUUGCCCUAAUGAGCGAUUUAACAAGGUAAAGUACACUGACAUUUAAAAACUUUUAUUGCAUAAAUGUUUUCCAUUUACGUUUGAACAGGUUUACAUAUUUACAGCUACAUCACUCAGGCAUUGAUAUAUUACCGAUGUUCUAUUACUUUAAUCAGCAUGCUAAGUUUACAUGUAUUUACAGGUAUAUACUAUGUACACAUGAACAGAAGAAGGACCGUGUACGUUUAUGUACGUAUGUCAUUAAACCACCAUCCUGUUUAAAUUUCUGUCACGUUUCUUGCAAAACUAUUAAGCUGACCCAGACGACUUGUAAUUAAAUAGCUAGGAAAUUAAUUGGUAGAACGUAUCAAUAGAUACAAAAGGUGACAAAGUUACCUCCGUACGUUAGACCAUUCAGUCUACCAGUGCUACCAUUGUUUUGGUUUAAAUAAAUAAAUAAUAAAACAAAACUGAACUA